AUGACUAAAACAAUUAGUAAUUGGGAAAAGUUUAAGCUAUUGCUUUGGAAGAAUUGGUUAAUACAAAAGUUCCAUAAAUGGCAACUUUUGAUUGAAAUAUUAAUACCAGUAAUAUUCACGUUUCAAUUGGUACUACUUCGUGGAAUUGUGGAAGCUGAACCAAAACCGUCUGUGGAAUAUUCACCAGUUAAUAUAUCAAACUUAGACAUAUUUCUUGAUAAAAUUGUAGAGGAAAAAAUACCAAAAUUGGAAAUUCAUUAUUCGCCUACCAAUCCAAUGCUUGAAAAUAUUAUAAAAACUGCUGCAGAAUAUCUCAACAUUAAUAGUUACAAAGGACAUGAAAGUGCCAGUAAAUUGGAAACCGAAUUAAUAAAAAAUAAUAUAUUUGCUGGUGUACAGUUUGAUGAUGAAUGGAGUAACAUUAUGACAUAUCCAAACAAGUUUGCAUUUUCCUUACGUUUUCCGAGUGAAUUACGUACUAGUAGUAGUAAUUUUUCUGACACUUGGUUAACAAAUAAUCUAGUACCGCUCUAUACUGAAAAUGGUCCGAGGAAUAAAGAUGAUGUAGAUGGUGGUAUACCUGUGGGCUAUGUACGUGAAGGUUUUCUCCCGUUACAAAAUGCACUUUCCAUAGCCUUUUUAAAGUUGAGCAGUGGUACUAAAGAGCUGCCAGAAAUUUUAUUACAACGUUAUCCCUAUCCUGAAUAUAUUUCGGAUCCAUUAUUACAGGGUAUUUCAUUAACCAUACCAAUGCUUAUAAUGUUAAGUUUUCUAUAUGCAGCCACAAAUAUUGCCAAGAAUGUGACUAUGGAGAAGGAGAAACAACUUAAGGAGGUCAUGAAAAUAAUGGGUUUAGAUAAUUGGUUGCAUUGGACGGCAUGGUUUGUGAAGGCAUUUGUCUUUUUGUUAAUAUCAAUUAUAAUAAUGACAAUAUUCUUUAAGAUACAAUGGAGUAAUGAUGUCGCAGUUUUCACAUAUUCAAGUUGGUCUGCUUUAGCAUUUUUUAUGAUUAUUUACGCUAUUACCACGAUAUGUUUCUGCUUUAUGAUGGCCACAUUUUUUUCGAAGGCCAGCACUGCUGCUGCUGUAACUGGCUUGGUUUGGUUUGUGACUUACUUGCCCUAUUCAAUUGCAAUAUAUAGUUAUGCAGACAUGAGUUUAUUUAUGAAACUUAUGUGGAGUAUGAUUGUAAAUACUGGUAUGGGUUUUGGUUUCAAAGUCAUACUUGAUCAUGAGGGCACAGGUGAAGGAUUGCAAUGGAGCAAUAUGUUCUCAUCUCCUUCAGUUGAUGAUGAGUUAUCUGUUGGGCUUGUUUUAGUAAUGAUGUCAUUGUCAUGUGUAGUGUACAUGGUAAUAUGUUUGUACUUGGAACAAGUCUUUCCGGGUGAAUAUGGUGUUGCGAAGAAAUGGAAUUUCCCAUUAAAAAUAUGCAGUUCUCAUAACAAGAACGGACACAUGCAUACUGAUAACACACAUAUGGAUACAGCUGCACAAAAUCCCGAGGCUUUUGAAGUAACCGGUACAAAUGGAAAUGUGGGCAUAUAUGUGCAAAAUUUGCAAAAGAAAUUUGAUAAUAAAAUCGCGGUAAAAAAUUUAACAAUGAAUAUGUUUGAAGAUGAAAUAACAGUUUUACUGGGACACAAUGGUGCUGGAAAAACUACAACAAUAUCCAUGUUAACUGGAAUGUUUUCUCCCACAGCUGGUUCAGCCAUCAUAAAUGGAUUUGAUAUACGUGAAAAUAUAGAAGGUGCAAGAUCAUCUUUGGGUAUUUGUCCGCAGCAUAAUGUGCUAUUCGAUGAUAUUACUGUUGCCGAUCAUAUUGAAUUUUUCAGUCGAUUGAAAGGACUUUCAGGUAAAGCAGUAAAAGAAGAGGUUAAAUAUUACUUAGAAUUAAUACAACUUGAGGAUAAAGCAAAUGUGGUAUCUUCAAAAUUAUCUGGUGGUAUGAAGCGAAAGCUGUCUGUUUGUUGUGCUUUAUGUGGUGACACAAAAGUAGUGCUUUGUGAUGAGCCUAGUUCAGGUAUGGAUCCUGCUGCUAGACGACAAAUGUGGGACUUGUUACAGACUGAAAAGAUUGGUCGCACUAUAUUAUUGACUACACACUUUAUGGAUGAAGCUGAUGUAUUAGGUGAUCGUAUAGCAAUUAUGUGUGGUGGUGAACUCAAAUGCUUGGGAACUUCAUUCUUUUUAAAGAAGAAAUACGGAUCUGGUUAUCACUUGAUAUGCGUGAAACGUGAUAAUUGCAAAGUAUCUGAUGUAACAGCGCUUCUUAAUAAAUUUAUACCAAAUAUGGUUCCAGAAAGCGAUAUUGGCACAGAAUUGUCCUAUCAGCUACCUGAUAGCUUCUCUGCAGUAUUCGAAGAUAUGUUUGCCGCUUUAGAGCAAAACUCAAAUCAACUUAAUUUAAAUGGUUAUGGUGUAAGUAUUACAUCUAUGGAGGAAGUUUUUAUGAAAGUAGGUGCUGAGGAAAAUUAUGAUAUAUCUGGUGAUCAUCAAUUGAUGAAUAUUAAUGCUGUUGCAGCUAUAACUGAUAAGAAAUUUUCUCAAAAUAAGAGCAAUAUAACUUUCAAUCAAUGGCAUGCAAUGCUUUUCAAGAAAAUACUCUACACCUAUCGCAAUAAAAUACUUUUCGCUGUACAAAACUUAAUACCAAUCUUAUUUUUGGUGACGACAAUAUUAUUUCUACGAUCACAAGGCACUUUUAGUGAAAUGAAACCGAUGAAUAUCGGCAUAUCACAAUAUCCUGUAAGCACAACAAUUUUAGAAACAGUAGGAAAUAUCGAAAGCAACUCACUUGAGGCUGUUAUUGCGUCAGCUUAUAAAUUCAUAGCAACAUCUAUAAGUGAUAAUCAUAGUUUCGAUACGACAGGAACAAAAACAUUUCCGGAGUUUAUAAUGGAGUUGGGUCAAGAUAUACAAGUGCGCGUCAAUUCACGAUAUUUGGCAGCAGCUACUAUUUCAAAGGGACGAAUAAUUGCUUGGUUAAAUAAUCAACCUUUGCACACAGCACCACUGACACUAAAUAUGGUACAUAACGCCAUGGCGCAUGCUCUUAUUGGUCCAGGUAGUUCAAUUUCUGUUAUUAAUGCACCUUUACCAUAUACAGCUGAAACCAUAUUUUUCCAAUUAAAUAUCGGAAAUAAUUUGGGCACACAGUUGGCGUCAAAUAUCUGCUUUUGUAUGUGCUUUGUGAGCGCCUUUUAUAUACUAUUCCUUAUAAAGGAGAAGGAGUCACGUUCUAAGCUCCUACAAUUUGUCGGUGGUGUUAGGGUAUUCACAUUUUGGCUAACCCAAUUUCUUUGGGAUAUAUCCACUUUUACAAUAACGGUUAUAAUAAUAAUUGUAACCUUAGCCAUUUUCCAGGAAGAAGGACUUGCCACGUUUGAUGAAUUGGGACGUUACUUUUUAAUGAUAUUUGUGUUUGGAGUAUCGGUGAUCCCUUUUACAUACUUGCUCUCCUAUCUGUUCAAAGAGCCUGCAACAGGAUUUGCGCGUACUUCCAUUCUUAAUAUUUUCACAGGAAUGAUAACAUUUAUGUUUGUGCUUGUAUUAUCAUUUGACUUUAUUGGAAGUAAAAAUAUCGCUGAUGCUCUACAAAUAGUAUUUCGGGUAUUCCCGCAUUUCUCACUAACGAAUAGUUUAAAUAAACUUUAUUCGAAUGUAGCUAUAAGAAAUGCUUGCAACAAUCAAAUUUAUGAUGAAAAUGUUGGAUCCUUGUGUGAUUUGAUACCACAGUGUUGUACCAAUGAAGAAUAUUUUGCCUGGAAAAGUCCUGGAGUGCUCCCUGAACUACUCUAUAUGUUAAUAACAGCCGCAUUAUUUUUUGCGAUGCUAAUCGUAAUAGAAUAUGGAUUAAUUGGAGAAAUUUUGUAUAAGAUUAAUUGCAAAAAUUGUUCCAAGAAAUUAACAGCUCCAGAAAAUGGUUUUCUUGACCAGGAUGUGGCUAAUGAAAGGCAUCGUGUAGCCAACAUGUCAACAGCUGAAGUGAAAGAACAAAAUAUGGUAUUGGAUCGUCUUACGAAAUUCUAUGGAAAAUUCUUAGCUGUUAAUCAAGUAUCUUUAAGUGUUAAUAGAAAUGAAUGCUUUGGUUUGUUGGGUGUGAAUGGCGCUGGAAAAACAACUACAUUUAAAAUGAUGACCGGAGAUGAACGCAUUACUUCUGGUGUGGCUUAUGUGAAAGGGAUGAAUAUUAAAAACGAACGAAAUAAAAUAUAUCAGGAAAUUGGUUAUUGUCCCCAAUUUGAUGCGCUAUUAGAUGAUUUCACUGGACGCGAAACUUUAAUAAUGUUUUGUUUGCUACGUGGAAUAAGUAAACAACACAUCUCUGAGUUAAUAGAACAACUGGCUAGUUCUUUUGGGUUUACUCGACACUUGGAUAAACAGAUCAAAGCUUACAGUGGUGGUAAUAAACGUAAAUUAAGCACUGCUUUAGCAGUUUUGGCUUCACCUGCAGUGGUAUAUCUGGAUGAACCCACUAGCGGCAUGGAUCCAGCUGCUCGUCGUCAAUUAUGGAAUAUGGUGUGUCAGAUACGAGAUACAGGAACUUCAAUAGUUUUGACUUCACACAGCAUGGAAGAGUGUGAGGCAUUGUGCACACGUUUAGCUAUCAUGGUGAAUGGUGAAUUCAAAUGUAUUGGUUCCACACAACACUUGAAAAAUAAAUUCUCUAAAGGUUUAGUGCUUAAAAUGAAGCUUAAACGUGCGAUUGAAGGAAAUGCACAUUAUUCGAGAAGGCAAGUUGACGUUUUAAGUUUAAGUCAUUUCCACAUCCAAGUUGUGAAAUCAUUUGUAUUGAGACAUUUUCCACAUGCUGCUUUGCAAGAAGAUUAUCAGGGCAUAUUGACAUUCUAUAUCCCACUUACAACAAUAAAAUGGUCUCAAAUGUUUGGUUUGAUUGAACGAAAUCGAGUUGAAUUGAAUAUUGAAGACUAUUCGAUAAGCCAAACAACAUUGGAGGAGAUUUUCCUAGAAUUUGCAAAAUAUCAACGCGAAGAUACAAGAGCGCAGAAGUAAUAUGUUAGUGGGGCACUUACUAAAGACUAGACUUAAUUUUAAUACAUGGGAGAUUGUGAUGAAUUCAUUAAACAUUAAAUAUUUUUAAUAUACGAGUGUACUAGUCUCAUUAUAACUUU
Messenger RNA from Teleopsis dalmanni, 5132 nucleotides. RefSeq names its product ATP-binding cassette sub-family A member 3-like. The transcript is spliced from 14 exons. Gene Ontology annotation, biological process: transmembrane transport; lipid transport. Bases 1 to 5013 code for a protein of 1670 amino acids. Gene Ontology annotation, cellular component: membrane; intracellular membrane-bounded organelle. NCBI's taxonomy places the organism in Eukaryota, Metazoa, Arthropoda, Insecta, Diptera, Diopsidae. Gene Ontology annotation, molecular function: ABC-type transporter activity; ATP binding; ATP hydrolysis activity. The record is from RefSeq and is a predicted model, not a curated record.